AUGAAACCACGACGCUCUCAUACAAAGUCUCGCAGCGGAUGCCGGGAGUGCAAACGUAGAAAAGUCAAGUCCUCUCAGAACACAGACCCCGUCCGCCGGACUGGGAUAAAUGACAGAGAGACCAACCCCUGUCCCGAUGCCUUGUCCGUGGCUGGAAUAUGGACUCUUUCGAUGCCAAGCCCUUCUCUGGAUUUCCAAACCCACGGCCUGGAACUGAUGCACCACUACUCCACCAUUACAGCCAACACCCUUGCCUUGAGGCUGGAUAUGCAGCACAUCUGGCGCAUGGUUCUCCCCGAGAUGUCAUAUAACACACCGUUUCUCUCCCACGGCCUACUAUCCGUCGCCGCCCUGCACAAGGCUCACCUGCUGCCUGCAAGAAGGGACAAGCAUCUGGAUCUCGCAGCCUAUCACCAGACCCGCGGUAUGGAAGGGUUCCGCAGCAUAUUUACUAGCAUCGAUGAAAAGAACUGGCAGCCUGCGUUCUGCUUCUCAUCCAUAACCGUCAUGUACGCUUUUUCUCCUGCGGGACGGAUCGAGGAUGCUAUGGUCGAUAUCCUGCAGAUCUUUGUCUUGAUACGUGGUAUUCGAUCCAGUAUCUUGUGUGCGGGACGCAAUCUCACGGAGACGCCGUUCUCAGCAUGGGCACAUGGUAUCUGGAUAAUAGGAGAGAAUGAUGAGGCCUCUUACGAGUACGUGAUCUUGUUCUCCCCAUGGAACCGAUAUGAACUGACUAGCAAUGAAAAGUUUCGACCCUCCAUUGGAUCAAAGGCAGACUACGAGUUUUCCACGCUGCAGCUGCGAAAGGCAGCGAUCCUCAUCGCACAUGCCGGUCCCCAGGCAGAGAUCGGCAUGGUCAUGUUCUUCCCAUAUGUCAUCUCUGCAAAUAUCAUGUCGGACACCCAGGCCAAUGACCCAUGCGCUCUUGUUCUGUUGUCGUACUUUUCAGUGCUGCUGAGCCUUGUUGAGCAGCAGUUUUGCUCUCAGCCACAAGACUCAACUGCAAAUAACACAUCUGGUUCAAAACUUAAACAUUAUACGAAAAUGCCUGACCAAUUGCUACACGCUAAUGCUGGUACUUACAGACAAAUAUAG
Fusarium oxysporum Fo47 is the source of this 1095-nucleotide messenger RNA. RefSeq lists its product as uncharacterized. Gene Ontology annotation, biological process: regulation of transcription by RNA polymerase II. The transcript has 4 exons. The record is from RefSeq and is a predicted model, not a curated record. Lineage: Eukaryota; Fungi; Ascomycota; Sordariomycetes; Hypocreales; Nectriaceae. The coding region runs from base 1 to 1095 and encodes 364 amino acids. Gene Ontology annotation, molecular function: DNA-binding transcription activator activity, RNA polymerase II-specific.